Molecule: messenger RNA, 2161 nt
Organism: Sorghum bicolor (sorghum)
Lineage: Eukaryota; Viridiplantae; Streptophyta; Magnoliopsida; Poales; Poaceae
Product: probable BOI-related E3 ubiquitin-protein ligase 2
Exons: 3
Coding region: 389-1363 (324 amino acids)
Molecular function (GO): ubiquitin-protein transferase activity
Source: RefSeq, a predicted model, not a curated record
UUAUAUAAUUAAUUAUUUUUUUAUUUAUAUUUAAACAAGGCCUUAACCAUUGCUGCGUCACAAAGUUAAGCAGCACGGACAUAGAAAGGGAACAGAAAAAGGGCAUCAGCAGCCAUCAGCGACAAUGGAGCAUCCCGCUGCCCGUGUGAUCGACCCAUCAUCCGACGUAGAGUAGGCGUGUUCAUGGUCCCUCCGCCGACGUGUCUUCUCAUCUGCUGACCGCUAAAUUCCAUCGCCCUGAGCCCGGCUUGUCGUCCCACUCCCACCGCCGACGAUCCGGUCCCAAUCCCAUCCGCCGCGCCGUGGUUGCGGCUGUGCAUGCGUACGACGACGACACUGCCAAACGCCAUCCUCCCCUGCGCCUCGUGCGGUGCUGUACGUCCUUCCCAUGGCCGUGCACGCGCAGUACCACGCCUUCCCACAUGACCUUGACCACCGCGCCAUCACCAGCUCGCCAGCGCUGGACAACGACGCCACGACCGCAUCGGCGUUCCUCGUCGCCGACCCCGCAACCGCGGCUGGCGGCCGCAACACGGUGCUCAGCGACCUCACCUGCGACGGCGACAACAACGACACAGGCUGCCUCCGCAAGAGGAAGCGCGCGCGGGUGACCAUGGACCUGCAAGGCCAGCGUGCUCUUCUGCCCCCGACGCCGGUGCCGGUGCCGGGGCCGCAGGCGUUGGCGCUGGCGCCCACGGGGGAUGUGCAGAGUAGAGCGCUCUGCGGCUCUGCCUUCGCGUCCACCAGUGGCGCCGCGCCAGUGUCGCAGGGCCUCCUCUCGCACCUCUACCGCCACAGCGUCGAGAUCGACCUCCUUCUCCUUCUCCGCAUCGAGACUGAGCGGCUGCGGGCGAGGCUCCAGGACGCGCGGCGCCGGCACGCCCGCGCCGUGCUGUCGGCGGUGGAACGCGCCGCGGCGCGGCGCCUGAGGGCGGCGGAGGCCGGGCUGGAGCGCGCGCUGGCGCGCAACGCAGAGCUUGACCAGAGGCUCCGGCAGACGGAAGCCGAGGGAGCAGCGUGGCAGGACCUCGCCAGGAGCCACGAGGGCGUCGCGGCAGGCCUACGCGCCGCGCUCGACAGCCUGUCGCCACGCGACGGCUCGGGCGCCGUGGGCGACGCCGAGGACGCGCAGUCAUGCUGCUUCGAGUGGAAGCAGGAGCAGGGACACGGCGAGGACGCCGAGGCAUCCGGCGGCGGGCGGAAAAGGGCGUGCAGGUGGUGCGGCGAGGCGGAGGCGUGCGUGCUGCUGCUGCCGUGCCGGCACCUGUGCCUGUGCCGCCGGUGCGAGGGCGAGGCGGGCGUCGAGGCGUGCCCCGUGUGCGCCGCCACCAAGAACGCCUCGCUCCACGUCCUCCUCUCCUGAAUCCUGAUCGAUCCGCGCGCGGCACCAAUAGAAAUGGCGCUCAGAAAUGAUAGGACCGACCACUGACCAUCCUGCUGGCGAUCAAGUGAUUUACACUUUAGGGUUUGUUUGGAUGUUGUCGGAUUCACCUCAAUUCACAUGUGUUGGAGUGGAUUAGGAUGUAAUUUAGUUCAAGUUUCACUCCAAUCCACCUCAACACAGAUUGAUACGAAUCCGAAUACAUCCAAACAAGACCUUACAGACAUAGGCUACAUCUACAUGGAACGCCGAUGAGGUUCCGUCGAUGGACGCCGGUGGCCAUGGAGGCUCAAGAAAGGCCACGAAGGGCGCAUCACGCGCGCAGUGGAUGUCAUGUGACGUGGUGAGCUUGAGCUUUAUGAGAGUCUUUAUCGCAUAUCUUACCUAUCCAUUAUUAGAGACGGAUCAGGUUGCACAAACACAAUUUUGGUAUUGAUGAGCUUAUCAGAUGGACCGACCGUCGGUGCCAAUGUCAUACGUGCCUUUCCCGCCGUGUGAGCUGAGCAGAUGCAGAUAGAGUGACCGACUGUCGGUGACGGCGAGGGAUACACAACCCCGUCACCAUGCACCACGUCCGUGAUGGACGCUUUGCCGGCCGGCCGGUACCAUGCACCACGUCACAUGUGCAGUGCAGACCAUGCGUGAACAUCCAAGUGGUUUUGAGUUGCUAUUGUCGCGUAGGGAUAGGGUCAAUUAGCUCCAUGGUUCCAGCGACCUCGUCAGAGGUGGACGUGUGCAUGCUUCCCGCCAUGGAUAACAGCUUUGAGAAGAUAAACAAUC